Molecule: messenger RNA, 2208 nt
Organism: Serpula lacrymans var. lacrymans S7.9
Lineage: Eukaryota; Fungi; Basidiomycota; Agaricomycetes; Boletales; Serpulaceae
Gene: mip2
Product: mitochondrial endopeptidase
Exons: 14
Coding region: 1-2046 (681 amino acids)
Biological process (GO): proteolysis; peptide metabolic process
Cellular component (GO): mitochondrial intermembrane space
Molecular function (GO): metalloendopeptidase activity
Source: RefSeq, a predicted model, not a curated record
AUGCCAUCCAUUACUCCUCCACAAGCAGCUCCAAGCUGGUCACACACGCCCGAACAGGUGCUCAGUCUGACGAAGGAUGCAAUUGCGAAGUAUACAGAGGUGUUGGAUAAGGUUGCUGCGCUCCCUGCCUCAGGAUGCAAUUUUGAAUCUGUGUUUGUCGCACUAGCUGAUGCUGAGACCAUUUUUGACAUAAUUACCGAACCCCUUGCAUUCUAUCAAAAUGUCUCAUUAGAAAAAGAGCUUCGUGAUGCGUCCAGUGAGGCCGAGUCUAUUGUACGCGAUUUCGGUGUCGAGUCAUCCAUGCGAUUGGACGUCUUCCAGGCCAAAGUCUCUGCUGAGAAAAAUUUGCGCGAAUCUGGUCAAUAUGACAAGCUCAACAAGGAAGAGCAAAGGCUUGUUGAGAAGAUGGUGCUUGAAGGCAAGAGGGCAGGUCUGGCCCUUUCGGAGGAAGAGCGAGAAGAGGUGAUGAAACUAAAGAAAGAGCAUUCUCAGGUUUGUUUAGAUUUCCAAAAGAACUUCAAUGAAGAGAAUGGUCAUGUGACGUUUACGCUCGAGGAACUGGAAGGUGUUCCAGCGGAUGUUAUUUCUGGCUUUACCAAACGCACUGAGGGCUCACAAGAAGUCUACGAUAUCACGUUUAAGACACCGGACAUAUUUCCUGUUUUCAAAUAUGCCCAGAACCCUUCGACGAGAAAGCGGGCUCAUGAAGUGUUCGAAGCUCGCCUUGAGAUCAAUGUUCCACUUCUUGAGCGCGCACUAGAACUCCGUCGCCGUAUUGCUGCAAUCAUGCAAUAUCCAACUUGGGCAGACUAUAUCACUGAAGUGAAAAUGGUUAAAUCGGCCAAAGGUGCUGAAGAGUUCCUAGAUGACCUCGAAUCAAAGUUACGGCCUGUCGGUCUAAAGGAGCGCGAUAUUCUUAUUGCCCUUAAGAAAGAAGAUCAUGAAAAGCGUGGUUUACCUUUCGAUGGAGAACUCAAUAUCUGGGACUACAGGUACUACGACAGGUUAUACAUCGAACGUACACUGGAUCUGGAUGAUUCUCUCGUUAAGGAGUACUUCCCUGUGUCGGUAGUGGUACCCGCGAUUCUUGAUAUCUAUCAAAACCUCCUCGGUGUACGUUUCCAAGAAAUUAAGGACAACGAUGUCUGGCAUCCUGAGGUACAGAAAUUUGCAGUCUGGGAGAGCGAUGUAAAGGACGAGUCAGGUUUUGUUGGAUACUGCUAUCUCGAUUUGUUCCCGCGCGCCUCCAAAUACUCGCAUGCCGCUGUUUGGGGCCUUCUCCCUGGCUAUAAUUUGGCUGGUGGCGCACGCCACUACCCGCUGACUGCGAUGGUCGCGAACCUUGCUAAGCCAACGCCCGAGCGGCCCGCACUGAUGCGGCACGACGACGUCACGACGUUCUUCCAUGAAAUGGGCCAUGUCUUCCAUGGUCUGUUGAGUCGCACCCAGUUUGCGCGCUUCCAUGGGACAGCUGUGGCGAGGGAUUUCGUUGAGGCUCCUUCGCAGAUGUUGGAAAACUGGUGUUGGGAGCCUAAGGUCCUCGCGAAGAUGUCCAGCCACUAUGAAAAGCAGGAACCCUUAUCCCCGGAACUCAUCGACAAGAUUAUCAAAAGUCGUUACGUGAAUGUCGGGUUAUUCUACCUUCGCCAACUCUUUUUCGCCAAGUUUGACAUGAAAGUACACGUCGAUCAAAAGCCAACGGACUACACCAAGCUUUGGAAUGACUUGCGAGAGUCGGUGUCCCUUGUCAAAGGUGGUAAACCGGGACCUGGCCAGGCUAGCUUCGGGCACAUCGUAGGUGGCUAUGAUGCGGGAUAUUAUGGGUACACAUACUCCCUUGUCUUUGCUGCCGACAUGUACGCGACAAUUUUCAAAGAGGAUCCGCUGGACCCUGCGCGGGGAAAGCGCUAUCGUGACAAGAUUUUGCUUGUGGGCGGCAGUCGCGACGAUACAGAGUCAUUGGAGGACUUUUUGGGCCGUCCCCCCAACUCGGAUGCCUUCUUGGAGGAAGUAUUUGGUACCGUACCUCCAUCGUCGAAUCUGUAGCACCUUCAAGCUGGGAAGGAAGAAUUUGACCUGGUCAUGUUUGGCUUCUAAUCUGACUACUAUUAUCACGCAUGUAAAUGGUUUGCAAUUGUACUCAUCACUUCACUUGACUUUUCCCGCCUUUGAAACUUGAUCAACCACCACGCAUUUUCGUUGCACCUC